AAGAGCACAGGAAUGUGAAGAAACAGUGCAGAAAACCAGGCAAAAACUGUAUGGCCUCGAACAAAUCCGUGAGAAACUGGCCCACGAAAACAAUUCCAUGACAAACACAUUAUCAAAUGCUCACAAAGCACGCUUAUCCCUGCUGGCAGCCUGUGCACUGCUGUCAGGGGCCCUGUGUCCUCUCUACGGCAGACUGUGCUCUGUGUCUUGCCAAAGAGACAUUCUCCAGGAACAGGUGAACCAGCACAAAUUAUUGAACCAGAAGAUCAUCAGCCUCCUUUAUGCUCUCCCUACUAAUGUGGGAAACAGCCAAGUUGAAGGCAGGCUGGGGCAGAGAAGAGCCAAGCACCUGAUUUACGUCUUCCGAAGAGCUGUGAUUGCAGUUCUGGCCGCUCACAGGCUGAGGGCUCUGGCCCGAUAUUCUGGCACCUUUUUCGUCUGGACAGAUGGCUCCAGAGGAUGCACUGGAAUUCAAGUUUGUGUGGGAGAAUCCAGAGGCAGGCAUGUGUCACGUUUUGAAGAGGAAGGAGUUGACUGUAUUGAAGCACUUGAUUGGUUGACUAGCUCUAACCUCUAUACUGCAAUAAUCAGCUCCGUCUCUGAACUGGAGGAUGUUCUCUGCAAACAAGGUAAUUUUAAUAGUAUAUUAUUGUAGCAGAAAAAUAUUUAAAAAAAAAAAAACAAAAAAAAAAGUCAGGGUGGUCAUGUCAUUUCUAUUUUUGUGAUUUUAUCUAAACUAUUCUGGAUCGUAGCUCUGAAGAGAUAUUUCUGAAUAUUAUGAUACACACCUUUGAUGAGAGGUUAUAUCCUGACCUAGUCAAUACAAAUUUUAGUGGGGCUGUUUCCCUGAAGGAGUAAUUUUAUUGCAGGGUAAAAUAAUAACCGUCUUCUACAUUCUCUGAAUGAUCACAUCUCUGUACUGUUGGAACAGAUUCAUUUUCUUUAACAGCUGAUAGGAUAUUUUAUAUAUAUUUUAUAGCCAUGGAAGCAGAAGGCUGGAGAGUGUUUCUGGAGUUUAUUUACAGUGAAAACUGAUAAAGGCUUCCUUGGUUCAUCUGCAUUGCUGCCAUCCCUGGUUCUUUAUUAAUCUCUAGUUUCAGAAUCCCCACAAUUUUGUCACAGAAAAAAAGGAUAUUAGAAGAGGGAUAAUUUAUGUGAAUAAAGGGAACUAGCAGGAGAAAGACAAGGUGGUGCAUUUUCCAGAAGGCUAAAUAC
Taeniopygia guttata (zebra finch) is the source of this 1215-nucleotide messenger RNA. NCBI's taxonomy places the organism in Eukaryota, Metazoa, Chordata, Aves, Passeriformes, Estrildidae. The record is from RefSeq and is a predicted model, not a curated record.